GUCCGACGUGUGAAGUGAACCGCGUCCGGUAACAUAGCAACUCAAAAAUAAUCGAAAAACCCACCGUGGAAGCUCACCGGUUUUGUUGCAGAGGUUGGAUAGUGGAGACACAAAAUGUUUGUUUCUCUAACGUAUAGAUUAUUCUAGGUACUUUUAAGUGACAGGAAGUCAAGCUAGCUGGCAUUUAACCACCGAUAAAAAUAAAUAACCGGAACGUUAGAAAGAGUUCCGACGUCGAUAUAAGCGAUCAUAAGACAUUUUCUUUUGAGCUAACUAGGGUCUUGCAAGCGGUGUAUUUUCAUCGAUUUGUAAAAAUACGUGGCGGUUUUCUCUCUUUUUUUUUGGCGUGGAACGACUGAUCACCACCACCGUGAAUUUGUUCCGCCACGGAACAAUUAGCUUAGCUAACUAGCGCUAGCUAAGUCUCAUUUGUGCGGAAUUUUGAAGGCAAAUUAGCGCAUUGAAAAGAGAUUCGGAACUUGCAUGUGUGGUUUAUAAUAAGCAGGUUUUCAGGAAUAACGUUAUGUUUAAGAAUACAUUUCAAAGCGGUUUCUUGUCCAUUUUGUACAGUAUUGGGAGCAAACCUCUCCAAAUAUGGGAUAAAAAGGUAAGAAAUGGACAUAUAAAGCGGAUUACUGACAACGACAUUCAGUCUUUGGUGCUUGAGGUCGAGGGAACUAACGUCAGCACAACCUAUAUCACAUGCCCAGCAGAUCCAAAAAAAACCCUUGGCAUAAAACUUCCUUUCCUGGUUAUGAUAAUCAAGAAUCUCAAGAAGUAUUUCACAUUCGAAGUUCAGGUACUGGACGAUAAGAACGUGCGUCGGCGAUUCAGAGCGAGCAACUAUCAGAGCACCACGCGGGUGAAGCCUUUCAUCUGCACCAUGCCCAUGAGGCUGGACGAUGGCUGGAACCAGAUCCAGUUCAAUCUGUCUGACUUCACACGGCGGGCUUAUGGCACCAACUACAUAGAGACGCUCCGUGUACAGAUCCAUGCAAACUGCCGCAUAAGAAGAGUGUACUUUUCGGAUAGACUCUAUGCUGAAGAUGAACUCCCGGCAGAAUUUAAACUUUAUUUGCCAGUGCAAAACAAAGCAAAGCAGUGAAGUGGCACAUCUGAAUACUCCUUAUUCUCAAUCUCUUGAGAAACCUGCAGUUUUUCCACAACUGACAAAUUUACAGUAAUUUUGUCUUUGCUUUGUAUUUUUAAAUGUUAUUUUGAAACUAUGUGAUUAGUUUGUGUGUGCCUUCCCUGAUUGAAUAAAUAAAUGGUUUUAUAUGGUACAGUAUGAACUCUGAAUACAACAUGUAAAGCAUUUAGGCAGUGCAGUUGUGUAUGAUUUCAUGUUAUUUCACAUUUAAAAGAUGAGUCAUGUUUAAAAGAUUUUUAUUGAACUGGAACAUCAGCUGCCACAGUGGAAUCUCAGCACUGCAGUAUGAAUGUCUUUGCAUCUUCAGUUGCAGGUCUACACAGGCUUAUAUGUGCAUACAGGUUCAUUUUUGAACCUGCACAUAGUGUUAAAGGUUCUGGGUAUUUUUAUAAUACUUUGGUAAGAGGGGAUAAAAACUCAAGAUUACAAAAAAAUAUGAAAUUUUGGUAUUAAAAUCUAAGUCUACAACAUGCAAACAUGCAUUAUUCUGUAGCUUUCAUUUCAAACAAUUUGUAGUCUCUUGAACUGUAAGAGAACCUUGUAAGCCAGGGCUAAUAAAGUGGUUUAAAAUGC
Messenger RNA from Electrophorus electricus (electric eel), 1723 nucleotides. RefSeq names its product cilia and flagella associated protein 20 (gene cfap20). The record is from RefSeq and is a predicted model, not a curated record. NCBI's taxonomy places the organism in Eukaryota, Metazoa, Chordata, Actinopteri, Gymnotiformes, Gymnotidae.